Molecule: messenger RNA, 1515 nt
Organism: Coccidioides immitis RS
Lineage: Eukaryota; Fungi; Ascomycota; Eurotiomycetes; Onygenales; Onygenaceae
Product: multidrug resistance protein
Exons: 5
Coding region: 1-1515 (504 amino acids)
Biological process (GO): transmembrane transport
Molecular function (GO): transmembrane transporter activity
Source: RefSeq, a predicted model, not a curated record
AUGACGGUAAAUGCCGCAGACGUUGAAACAGGAUCUCAUCCCCAGACUUCCCAUGGAAGUGAAAUAACCUCAGAAAUACCAGCGCAAGAGUCUUUGCAGAGAACUCCUGAAAAAUCCAAUAUUGUUGACUGGGAUGGACCAGAUGACCCCCAAAAUCCCAUAAACUGGUCUUCCGUUCGAAGAUGGAUGACGAUUACAAUAGUUUCUGUCGUUACCUUUCUCAACGCUUUUGGAUCAACGGUCUUCGCACCCAGCGUCCCCGAGGUGAUGCAUGAAUUCAACAUAGACAGCGGUGCUCUCUCCAGCUUCACUGUCUCUGUUUUUGCCAUUGGUUGGGCUGUUGGUCCGCUGGUCUUGCCCCCAUUAAGCGAGUUGUAUGGGAGGAAUCCACUAUACCACGCUUCCAACUUAUUUCUUACCCUCUCCUCAAUGGCUUGCGCUCUCAGUAGCAAUUUGACCAUGCUAAUUGUAUUUCGGUUUUUUAUGGGACUAGCUGGAUGUCCAUCGCUUUCUCUGAGCGGUGGAACAAUAGCUGAUCUGAUCCCAUUGGAAAGGCGGGGAGUCGCUUUGAGUGUGUGGGGUAUGGGGCCCUUGAUGGGCCCGGUAGUUGGGCCAAUUGUAGGCGGCUUUAUGACUGAUAGCACUGGAUGGCGUUGGGUAUUUUGGAUGAUGACAAUUGCAAGUGGAACACUCACCAUUAUAUCACUAUUGCUACUGCGCGAAACCUAUGCUCCGGUCAUCUUGGGCCGCAAAGCCUCCCAGCUAAGACAAGAAACUGGAAACAUGGAGCUUACCACGAAAUAUGAUAAAGGCGAAACCCCUGGGUAUCUCUUUAAGAUGGCAAUCCUCCGCCCUACCAAGCUACUUCUCUUCUCGCCGAUUGUCUUUCUCAUGGCACUCAAAAUUACCAUCUCAUAUGGUUAUAGCUACUUUCUUUUCACGACUUUUACCUUCGUCUUUGGAAAUCAAUACGGCUUUAAGCCGUCUUCGAUCGGUCUGGUAUAUAUAGGCAUCGGCAUAGGAUACGUGGUAACACAAAUCAUUGCAGCAUUAUUUUCUGACCGAUACAUCGCUCGAAUGAAAAGGGCCAAUGCCAAUGGUCAUCCAAAGCCAGAAUGGCGUCUUCCGCCGCUCGCGUUGGGUGCCAUAAUCUUGCCACUGGGCUACUUAUUUUAUGGCUGGACCGCGAUGUACCGUUUGCAUUGGGUUGUUCCAAUCUUUGGCACGGCGCUCAUCGGGGCCGGAACGUUAUGCUACUUUUUUUCGAUUAUGGCAUAUCUGAUCGAUACAUACACAAUCUACUCCGCAAGUGCCAUCUCCGCCAACAUCGUUCUUCGAUCCAUCGUCGCCGCGACGCUACCCCUAGCGGGGACCAGGUUGUAUGAAACCUUGGGCAUAGGGUGGGGAACGAGUUUGCUAGCGUUCAUUGCGUUAGCCCUGGCCCCGAUCCCUUUUUUUCUGCUUAAAUAUGGGGAGAGAAUCAGAACCCAUCCUCGAUUCCAGGUGAAGCUUUGA